Haliotis rubra (blacklip abalone) is the source of this 4299-nucleotide messenger RNA. Its product is annotated as parathyroid hormone/parathyroid hormone-related peptide receptor-like. The coding region runs from base 793 to 3075 and encodes 760 amino acids. The transcript is spliced from 21 exons. Gene Ontology annotation, biological process: cell surface receptor signaling pathway; adenylate cyclase-modulating G protein-coupled receptor signaling pathway. Gene Ontology annotation, cellular component: plasma membrane. The record is from RefSeq and is a predicted model, not a curated record. Gene Ontology annotation, molecular function: peptide hormone binding; G protein-coupled peptide receptor activity. NCBI's taxonomy places the organism in Eukaryota, Metazoa, Mollusca, Gastropoda, Lepetellida, Haliotidae.
GAGCACUGGUAUGGUCCAAUCGAACACGCCCCAGACAUCCAGCGUUAUGCGACACGCGUGACAGCGACAGAGCUGUUCUUGCACAGACUUAACUUGCCGCUUGCAGCACGGUUUUGGAGUAAGGUAAUCUCCAAGCUCCUAACACUGCCCCGUGUUGAUUCUGGUUUGUGUCGUGCGGGCACCUGGUUGGCUCCAAACAUCACGGUGUCAGAUAGUAGGUGCGAGAAUGUGGCCGCAGCGUCGAUGUAUGGAGCAAUCGCGCAGCCGAUAUCGGCAAUGUGAUGUGGAGCUCAGCGGAGGAUCGCCACAAAAUAUCUUCAGCAGACGAUAAUUGCCAGCGAGGCUCUUGCUUUGGAAUAUGGAACAUUUCCUGCAGCGACCAGAUGGUGAACGCACUUAGAUGUGAUAUAGUGAUCGUCAGUGGGAAACGUUCAAUGAUUUUCGAGGAACAAGUAGUUUCGACACCAUUUACAAGAUUAAAAGAUCUCCAAUUUGCGAAACUAUUUACACGGGGUUUUUUUCUGGUUCACAAACGUGAAGGACAACAAACAAUUGACACUUCUUGAACCUUUUGAAGUAUUUAUUUCUCGUGCGAGCACAAAAAGUUUAUGAUUCCGACGGAUGUGUUUUAGAAAUCCAGCUGUUCAGACUCAACUUUGGACUGAGAAGCGUUGACGAAGUCAGUUCACGGGAGAUUUUUACAACAUUUUUAAGUCCAGUUAAACAUCUCGAGAAAUUGAGGAGCACCUUCGUUUGACUAAUUAACCAAACUGAUUACAGAACAAAUCGAACAUGGAUGGUUCAAUGGUGUGUUGGAUUUACCUGUUAUGGUCAAUUGGUGGAUAUGCUGUGAGAACGCAACAGAUCACGUUGCUGGAGAGGUUCAAGCAGGAGCAGGUGCUCAAGAAGGCCUUUCUCCAGUGUCAACAGCGCCAUAACUCUACACUCGAGACUCUGACAGGUCUUUACUGCAACAGAACAUGGGACAACAUAACAUGCUGGGACGACAGCCCCGCCGGCGAAAUCGUUCAACAACCCUGUCCGGCGUACAUCAACGGCUUCGAUCAAGGAGAGUUUGCCACGAAGGAGUGUCUCCCUGACGGAACUUGGUUUGGUUUCAACGGCAGCAGCAGGCCAUGGACGAACUACAGUACCUGCAGCAAGGGGACGCUGCAACCACUGCAUCACCUCAUCACGGAACACAUGCCGCGCGUCAAACUCAUGUACACGAUUGGCUACUCCGUGUCCUUGACCUUCCUGAUUCUGGCCGUCGCCAUUAUGGUGUAUUUCAAACGUCUUCAUUGCCCGAGGAACAUGAUCCAUCUCAACUUAUUUCUGGCCGUACUGGUGCGAGCUGGUAUUUCUCUCAUGAGAAGCGUGCUGCUUGUGAAUGACGUCGGUUUCCCCGGCGACGUCGCCGUCAUGCCGUCUGGACAAAUCAUCUUCCUGGAUGGACCGCACUGGGAGUGCCGCUUGUUCUUCACUCUGUUUAACUACGCCAUCAUGACGAACCUGUUCUGGAUUUUCAACGAAGGUCUAUAUCUCCAGCUGAUUCUUUCAAUAUCCGUGUUCGCGGAGAAGACCAAGCUCCGGUGGUUCGUGCUGCUUGGCUGGGGCAUGCCGAUAUUAUUCGUCAUUCCAUGGGCGAUGGUUCGAUUAUAUCUCGACAAUACGAUGUGCUGGAAUGUACACCAUGGCCAUCCCAAGCUGUACUGGAUCAUCAAAGGUCCAAUGGCAGUGUCGGUUGUAAUCAACUUUAUAUUUUUUAUCAACAUCGUUCGGUUAUUGUUCACGAAACUCUCUGCGUCCAACUGCCACGAGUCUCGAACAUUUCGAUACAGGUGCAUAUGUAUCUACUGCAACAGAACAUGGGACAACAUCACAUGCUGGGACGACAGCCCCGCCGGCGAAAUCGUUCAACAACCCUGUCCGGCGUACAUCAACGGCUUCGAUCAAGGAGAGUUUGCCACGAAGGAGUGUCUGCCUGACGGAACUUGGUUUGGUUUCAACGGCAGCGGCAGGCCAUGGACGAACUACAGUACCUGCAGCAAGGGGACACUGCAACCACUGCAUCACCUCAUCACGGAACACAUGCCGCGCGUCAAACUCAUGUACACGAUUGGCUACUCCGUGUCCUUGACCUUCCUGAUUCUGGCCGUCGCCAUUAUGGUGUAUUUCAAACGUCUUCAUUGCCCGAGGAACAUGAUCCAUCUCAACCUAUUUCUGGCCGUACUGGUGCGAGCUGGUAUAUCUCUCAUGAGAAGCGUGCUGCUUGUGAAUGACGUCGGUUUCCCCGGCGACGUCGCCGUCAUGCCGUCUGGACAAAUCAUCUUCCUGGAUGGACCGCACUGGGAGUGCCGCUUGUUCUUCACUCUGUUUAACUACGCCAUCAUGACGAACCUGUUCUGGAUUUUCAACGAAGGUCUAUAUCUCCAGCUGAUUCUUUCAAUAUCCGUGUUCGCGGAGAAGACCAAGCUUCGGUGGUGCUGGAAUGUACACCAUGGCCAUCCUAAGCUGUACUGGAUCAUCAAAGGUCCAAUGGCAGUGUCGGUUGUAACAGUACAUAUUGUGUCUAGACGCCUGGCCAAGUCUAUAGUGAUCCUGAUCCCCCUGUUUGCCGUGUACUACAUGGGCUUCAUCUGGCUCCCUGAGGACCUCGGCACAACCGGCAUCAUCGUCAAGCUGUACAUUGAGCUCGGCUUCAACUCCUUCCAGGGUUUCUUCGUCGCCAUGUUAUUUUGUUUCCUAAACGCCGAGGUUCAAAAUGAAAUCAAGAAGAAAUGGCAGCGACAAGUACUCCGUCGGGCGAGCAGCAUCGCCGGCCGCUCGGCGGCGUCCGUCAACCACAAGAGUGCCAGGUUCCACGAUCACUCCGUCAUAAGGACGACAGCUGAUUCCACGGCGGAACACAGCAUGAUACACGAACAAAAUGGACAUCUCACCCCGAUAUCCGAGGAAAAAGUGCCUUUACGAAAAUCGGCCGAUUGUAACGACAAUAAAACCGGAAGUACGCUGCAAAAUGGCGAUAGUCAUGCGCAGUGUGAACCCAUGAUGGGCGAAGACAGUUUUGUUUGAAAAGCUCUGGAAACAGAAAGAUGCUUCUAUUUUGUGACACCAGUUAACCAGUUGAGAUGAGAACGGUUGAACAUGUAGUAAGUAUAGUCAACUGAAGAUUAUGUUUCCUGAAAAAAGUGGCUUUCUGAUCAACCGGUUUCGUUGUGAGAAUGUGCGUCCCGGUUCCACUUGUACCAAAAUCAGCGUUCGUGUAUAUGACUAUGAAACGUUUUAGCCUUGCGUCAGAUAGAUGGCCAGUGGAAUGCCAAAAGAUAUUAUCUCAGUAACGAUAAUGAGCAUAUUGUGAACAGGUCUUGAGUAAGACGUCAAUCAAAGUAUGGUGCUUGUAGUACGUCUCAAGUUGGACAGACACGAGUGUCGUUGAGCGCCGAAUGGAUGGUUGGUUUGCUUUAAGUUACAUAAGACAUUUCCCAGUGAGAAUGUGGACAAAAGAAGCUCGAAGUUGUUUAGAGGAGUAGUUUGGGUGAUAGGGAAGUGCACCGUCGUCAAACUGAAGGUUAGGACACUUCCUUCGUCAAACAAAUGGUUGUACGCGUCAUUUGUCAAACUGAAGGCUGAGACACUUCUAUAGUCAAGCACAUGGUUGGUACUCAUCCCUUGUCAAACAGAAGUUUGAGACGCUUCUGUAGUCAAACAGAAGAUUGGGACGUUUACCUGGAGAAACAGGAUGUUGGGACACUUCCUUCGUCAAACAAAUGGGAGGCACACGUCCCUUGUCAAAGAGAAGGUUAAGACACUUCUAUAGUCAAACAGACGGUUGGGACGCUUCCCUGGACAAACAGGAGGUUGGGACACUUCCUUCAUCAAACCAAUGACUGAUACUCGUUCCUUGUCAAACAGAAGUGUGGGACCCUACCUUCGAAAAACAGAAUGUUAGGGACACUUUGGUCCUUCUUUCAACAAAUGGGUAGUACACGUCCCUUGUUAAAUAAUAGGUUGGGACACUUCUAUAUUGAAACAGGAGGUUGGGACACUUCCUUCGUCAAACAAAUGGUUAGUACACGUCCCUUGUCUAACAGGAGGUUGGGACACAUUCUUAGUCAAACAAAUGGUUGCGACGCGUCCCUGGUCAAACAGAAGGUAAAGGACACUCCUUCGUCAAACGAUUGUUUCUGGACGGAAAUACGACACUUAUGCGGACUAGACAUUGUUUUGGUAAGCCAGUUGAUUCAAAGGGUGUUUGACGUACCUGUGCUUACAAAUAUAAACAAAUGCCGGUUCUAA